AGACAUGCAGUGUUUGCACAUAGCUAUUUACUUACUAGAAGGUUCCAUGUGUAACACAAAGGCUUGCUCUAUGUUCCUUUUAAGUCAAAAGACGUAGGAAGGUGAAGAUGGCGCACCCGCAACCAACGCUAAGUGUCCCGCCCAACUUCGCUAUUGAUCAAGGCUUAGAAUAUUAUGCGGGAAAAACGGAGCUGCUGGGGUGGGUCAACGGGGUACUGGACCUCGGUUUGGUGCGACUUGAGCAGCUAACGUCUGGAGCGGUAUACUGCCAACUUUUAGACGCGUUCCACGCUGACGCGGUGGCUAUCCGCAAAGUAAACUUCUUUGCAUGUGAAGAGUAUGAGAUCAUACCAAACUACAAGGUCCUGCAAGCAGCUUUCACCGUCCUCCGGUACACCAAGGAGCUGGAUGUUGCCAGGCUCUGUCGAGCCUAUGCGUCCGACCAUCUGGAGUUCAUGCAAUGGCUCUACAAAAACUUUAAAGGCGUCAACACCGUCCCCGGCUACAACCCAGCGGCCCGGCGGCAGCUGACCAUGCGGGGCGGCACCAACAACGUCCCGCUGCCUGCCUGCGUCACAAGCGGCUCCUUUGAGUUUGGUCGCUCAGAACGUGGGUCACUGGCCUAUGCCGUGACUCCUACUGACAAGGGAGGGCAGGGCCGCAUGCGGUCUGUUGUGCUGUCACAUGAGCGGUCAAGUGGGACAUGGGCGGUCACACCACAGCCGGAGACUAGCAGGACCAUGCCUCGGACGCAGCGCCCCAGCACCGGCACGCCAGCAACCUCCAGCAGCGGCAAGGCCACCAGCUCCGCCAGACGCAGCACGCCCAACCUCAACGUCAGCAGCCGCUUUCGGGAGGGCUUGGCGAUACCGCCGGAGCAGUACGAGCGCCGCAGCCCGCGACUGAACCAUGGGUCACCGGGAGGUCCCAUUCGCAGGGCGCCGGUGUGCCAUGGCGGCACGCAGACGGACUUUGUGGACGAGGAGUACUCCCCCAUGACGGCCGCUGACGUGGGCACGGAGGUUGCGCCGCCGAGGAAGGAGCGCCGGGACGCUGGCUUGCAGUACGAGGACGCAUUUGGCUAUGAGGGGGCGAGCAGUCCGUCCGGGAGCACUGCCAGCCGGUCCGUCACUUCCGCUAGCCCGCAUGGUCCGCCUGCCGAGAACUUCAGCUUCGGGCGACGGCAGGAGCUGGCGACGACGGGAUCCCUGGGAUCUGCCGUAACAUCCUCGCCUGUGAUGUCGCCCUCAUCGAAAUCCCUGGCGGAGCGAGAUUCCUGGGAAGUAGGGCCAGGGCCGUACAGGGACGCCGCGUUUGAAGCGGCGGCGGCUGAAGUAGAAGCGGAGGCCAGGGCGGCGGCGGCGGCGGAGGCCAGGGCGGUGGAGGAAGCGGAGGCUAGGGCGGCAGAGGAGGCAGCUGCCGCAGCGGCAGAGGCGGAAGCGAGGGCGGCAGAGGAAGAGGAAGCAAGGGUGGCAGCAGAGGCAGAGGCCAUGGCGGCAGCGUUGGAGGCGGAGGCUAGGGCUGCGGAGGAGGCCACAGCUAGAGCUGCGGAGGAGGCCGCAGCAAAGGAAGCGGCGGAGGCAGAGGCCGCAGCUAAGGAAGCAGAGGAGGCUGCAGCUAAGGAAGCAGAGGAGGCGGAGGCUAGGGCGGCAGCGGAGGCCGCAGCAAAGGAAGCGGCGGAGGUGGAGGCCGCAGCUAAGGAAGCGGCGGAAGCGGAGGCUAGGGCUGCGGAGGAGGCCGCAGCUAGGGAAGAGGCGGAGGCAAGGGAAGCGGCGGAGGCGGAGGCAAGGGCGGCAGAGGAGGCGGAAGCAAGGGCGGAAGCGGAGGCGGUGGCUAGGGCUGCGGAGGACGCUGCAGCUAGGGAAGCGGCGGAGGCCGAGGCUAGGGUGGCGGCAGAGGUUGCGGCAAGGGAAGCGGCGGAGGCAAGGGUGGCAGCGGAGGCCGAGGCUAUGGCGGCAGCGGAGGCUGCAGCAAGGGAAGCGGCGGAGGCGGAGGCAAGGGCGGCAGAGGAGGCGGAAGCAAGGGCGGCAGCGGAGGCCGCAGCUAAGGAAGCAGCGGAGGCGGAGGCAAGGGCGGCAGCGGAGGCCGCAGCUAGGGAAGCAGCGGAGGCGGAAGCAAGGGCGGCAGCGGAGGCCGCAGCUAAGGAAGCAGCGGAGGCGGAGGCAAGGGCGGCAGCGGAGGCCGCAGCUAGGGAAGCAGCGGAGGCGGAAGCAAGGGCGGCAGCGGAGGCCGCAGCUAAGGAAGCAGCGGAGGCGGAGGCAAGGGCGGCAGCGGAGGCCGCAGCUAGGGAAGCAGCGGAGGCGGAGGCAAGGGCGGCAGCGGAGGCCGCAGCUAGGGAAGCAGCGGAGGCGGAGGCAAGGGCGGCAGCGGAGGCCGCAGCUAAGGAAGCAGCGGAGGCGGAGGCAAGGGCGGCAGCGGAGGCCGCAGCUAGGGAAGCAGCGGAGGCGGAGGCAAGGGCGGCAGCGGAGGCCGCAGCUAAGGAAGCAGCGGAGGCGGAGGCUAGGGCGGCAGCGGAGGCUGCUGCUAGGGAGGCGGCAGCUAAGGAUGCAAUGGAGGCGGAAGCAAGGGAAGCGGCAGAAGCUGCUGCUAGGGAGGCGGCCGAGGCGGAGGCUAGGGCUGCAGCAGAGGAAGCAGUUAAGGAAGCGGAGGCAGCAGCGGCAAGCACGCCACAGCUGGCGACGGCGUUCGGCUCAGUGCAAGCGGCAGCUGCCCUCGCCGACAUGGUCUUGACUGCCGUGCCUCACGACCAUCGCGACGCACCAGCUGACGACCAGGUCGACCUGCCUGCGCCAUCCAGCGACACCCCACCCACACACCCCGCCGCAGCAACCCCCGCCGCCACCACCCCCGCUGCCGCCGCCGCCGGCAGCGCCCGGCGUUCCCCGGGCAUUGCCAUCGGCAGCGGUGUACCCACCGACGUGGCCUCCCUGCUCACCUCUCCCACCUCUCGCCGGCCUCGCACCAUCUCCGCUUCCUGCCAGCGAAACAUGGGCUCAGCCCUGGAUACCUGCUCCGCUGCGCUACUUGCCGUACAACGCGGCCUGAACUCCUACUCCACCCUGCUCGGCACGCCGCCGCCGGCCCCGGCCCCGGCUACGGAGGCUGCGGGCCCAGCUGACGGCGGCGACGUAACUGCAUCCUCAUCAUCAUCAGCAGCAGCGACUGCUGCGGAGGUGCCUGCCCGCUGCUCGCCUGCACUUUGCGGCAAGGCACGCAGCCUUCAGGACGCGAUCCAGACCCUGCUGGCACAUGCGACGCUGCUGCUGAACGAUGUGCAUGUGUACAGUGAGGUGCCGCAGCCGCCGCGGUCACCCCGCCAGCGCUCGCCGCUGCAAUCGUACGGCAUGGCGGCGGGGGGUGCGACCAGUGCCGGCGGUGCACUGGGCGGCGGCGUUGCGGCAGCGAAUGGCGGUGGGCUGCUGGAUCACAGGGCGAUCAGCGAUCUGAGGGUUGGGAAGGGUGUCACGGAGGGCGGGCAUGGCGGGGGUCCCGGCGGUGCGGCGCGGAACUACCAUACGGAGUCGGCUGGGUUGUUGGAGCAAGCUCGCUCCCUGGAGUCCCGCCUGCAGGCGCUCAUGCACACCGCCGGCCAGGUGCUGCAGCUGCCGGAGGGGUACGUCGCAGGCACGGACGGCGCCGGUGCCCCCAUAGCUGCUGCUGCCGCCUCCUCCACCUCCUCCUCUGCUGCUUCUGGUACUGCUGUAGGGGCGGCGGCCGCAGCGCCCGCCCUGCAGCCCAACCCGCAGCACCUGACGGAGGAGCAGCGGCGGCUGUGCAGCACCAGCCACCUGGACGCGCACGUCAAGGCGGUGGGCAUGGCGCAGUUCGCGCUGGUGCAGGGGAUACACAAGGAGCUCGCCACCGCUACGGCCGCGUACUUUCGGCACUCGGGCAUCCCGCCGCCACCCCACGCUGCCCCUCCUGCCACUACCGGCGCCGGUACCGGCAACGGUGCAGCCGGAUCCGAAGGCGGUCCUGGUCUCGGCCCCUCCUCCUCCUCCUCUCUUGGGCCCAGCAGGGGCAGCGCUGGCUCCGGCGGCGGCGCUGAGGGGGGCGGCGGCGGCUCAAGCGGCGGCGCGCAUGGUGUGAGUGGCAGCAGCAGUCGUAAGGCCCGCGUGUUCAAGCUGGGCGAGUACCAGCUGAAGCAGCUGCGUAAUGGAGAUGUGUACAAGGGUCGCUACGUGAACAACAAGAAGAACGGCGAGGGCGUGUACCACUUCAUCAACGCGGACGUGUACGAGGGGCAGUUCUGCGACGACCGCAUGGAUGGCUACGGAGUGUACACCUUCAGUCACGAGGGGCGCUACGAGGGGCAGUGGCGCAACGCGGUGUAUAACGGCACGGGCGCGGAAACCUUCGCCAAGGGAUCCACCUACCGCGGGGAGUACGCGGGCGGGCUGCGCAACGGCUGGGGCGCCUGUCGCUUCUACAACGGGGACUACUACGAGGGGCAGUGGGCCAAGGGGCUGCGCAACGGCUGCGGCAUGCAGCAGUGCACCGACGACAGCAACUUCGUGGGCGAGUACCUGCGCGGCAAGCGCCACGGCCACGGCGUCUACUCCUUCCCCAACGGCGACCGCUACGAGGGGCAGUACGCGGAGGACCUGCCGCAUGGCCACGGCACCUACCACUUCGCCAGCGGGCAGUGCUACCAGGGGCAGUGGCAGCAGGGCAAGAAGCACGGGUGGAGCCUGUACACGGUGGACAAUGGGAGCCGCUUCAUGGGGUUGUGGUCGGAGGGCAGGCCCACCUGGGUGCAGCCGCUGUCGGAGGAGGUGGCAGCAGCAGCAGCGGCGGCGGGGCAGGGGCAGGUGGCGGGAAGUGGCCCGGGGCAUCAUGCGGAGGACGAGGGGGCGCCGCUGCGACAGGCGCUUGAGGCACGGGACCUAGCCGUCAAGGCGGCCUCCGAGGCUCGCCUGCGCGCCGCGAUGCACUGGGAGCUCCGCGGCUCCGUGCAGGGUCACGUGGGGACCGCCCUGGGUCGUGCACACGGCAGCGCAGCCAUGGCGCAGCAGGCGCGGCGCAAGGCAUGCGACCUGGCCACGCGGCUAGAUGCGGCGGUGUCGCUGCUGCAGACGCAGGGCGCCAGCGCGGCUGGACCCGCCACCGUGACGCCCUAGAGCGGGG
Messenger RNA from Astrephomene gubernaculifera, 5127 nucleotides. NCBI's taxonomy places the organism in Eukaryota, Viridiplantae, Chlorophyta, Chlorophyceae, Chlamydomonadales, Astrephomenaceae. The record is from the annotation of a GenBank genome assembly.